UGCGAAAGCGGGCCUUUCGGAGAGGACACCGGAAGUGGAAUCUCGGGGAGGUAUCAAGAAAUGGAAAGAAAAGUAAGCAGAAUCUGUCUUACUUCUGAACCCAACAUAAUUCAUUUUCUGCAAAUAUCUUGGGAGAAAACACUGGGAUCUGGUUUUGUUAUUACACUUACUGAUGGGCAGUCAGCAUGGACUGGGACAGUUUCUGAAUCAGAGAUUUCCCAAGAAGCUGAUGACAUGGCAAUGAAAAAAGAGAAAUAUAUUGAUGAACUGAGAAAAGCAUUGGUGUCCCGAGCAGGACCAGCUGACACAUACAAGUUUAAUUUUUCUAAAGAAUCUAGUCAUUUCUCCUUUGAGAAAAACCUGAAAGAUGUUUCAUUCAGACUUGGUUCCUUCAACCUAGAGAAAGUUGAAAGCCCAGCUGAGGUCAUUAGAGAACUUAUUUGUUACUGCCUGGACACCAUCGCAGAAAAGCAAGCCAAAAAUGAGCACCUGCAGAAAGAAAAUGAAAGGCUUCUGAGAGAUUGGAAUGAUGUUCAAGAACGAUUUGAAAAAUGUGUGAAUGCUAAGGAAGCUUUGGAGACAGAUCUUUAUAAACGAUUUAUUCUGGUGUUGAAUGAGAAGAAAACAAAGAUCAGAAGCUUACAAAAAUUGUUAAAUGAAGUUCAAGAACGAGAAAAGAACACUGAACACGAAAGGGAAUCUGCAACCUGUUCUGAAAUGACUGCUGACCGAGAUGCAAUCUAUGAUGAAAGCACUGAUGAGGAAAGUGAAAACCAGUUUGAUCCCACUGUGUUGGCUCCAGCCACUGUGAGUAAAGAUGACUCCAUUAUUUCAAUUCCUGAUGUCACUGAUAUUGCACCAAGUAGAAAGAGGAGGCAGCGAAUGCAAAAAAAUCUUGGGACAGAACCUAAAAUGGCUCCUCAGGAGCAUCAGCUUCAAGAAAAGGAAAAGUAA
Propithecus coquereli (Coquerel's sifaka) is the source of this 954-nucleotide messenger RNA. It is a transcript of the gene XRCC4, whose product is annotated as X-ray repair complementing defective repair in Chinese hamster cells 4. The record is from RefSeq and is a predicted model, not a curated record. Gene Ontology annotation, biological process: immunoglobulin V(D)J recombination; double-strand break repair via nonhomologous end joining; positive regulation of ligase activity. Lineage: Eukaryota; Metazoa; Chordata; Mammalia; Primates; Indriidae. The transcript is spliced from 7 exons. The coding region runs from base 61 to 954 and encodes 297 amino acids. Gene Ontology annotation, molecular function: DNA binding. Gene Ontology annotation, cellular component: DNA-dependent protein kinase-DNA ligase 4 complex; DNA ligase IV complex; nucleus.